Molecule: messenger RNA, 2732 nt
Organism: Cuscuta europaea
Lineage: Eukaryota; Viridiplantae; Streptophyta; Magnoliopsida; Solanales; Convolvulaceae
Source: the annotation of a GenBank genome assembly
CUAACAUAUCAUAUCCCACAAAAAGAAAAAUCCAUCGAUCUAAUGUUUCGUUCGUCCAGAGAUAGAGUCGCGCCGCACAAACCAGCCCUAGCUUGAGAUCGAUUUCCAUAGCUAAUUUCUACCGAUCGGCUGUACUCUCGCUAAUAUCCUUCUCAAUCGGCCGAUUCUUCGUCCAGAGCUAGAGCACAUACUCCGUCGCCCGAGUUCGAUCGAUUUAGUCCAUGGCACCCUUCAACAGUUCGCUAAUGAACAGUUCGCCCGAGUUUAUACUAAUGAUGAUACAAAUUUCGGGUUUCAUGGCGAUUUCUCGAUUUUGCAUACGUUAAUCCGAACGAUAAUGCGCUAGCCCAGCAAUUCGUAAAUAGCAAAAGGCCCUAUAUUAGGGUGAUCGUUUAGUAAUAAUCUGAUUUAUGCAUCGAAGGUCAAUAAAAAUUUGAUUGAGGAUUAAACAAGCAAGUACGUAGUGUUGAAGGUAAUCCUCCUAUAUAUCAGAUUUGAUAUUUAAUGUUUUAGCAAAUAAUAUUUCAGUUAUGUUUACGGUUUACCUAUUCUUUAGACAAUUUCUUAGUCUUGGCACAUUGUUAAGAAGUGUAGUGGUAGAAAAGUAACUUAGUUAACUGUCUAUUUUACUCCUGCAAUUUGUCCUGAUUAAUUCGUAGAGUGUAGUUGUUAUCUUUAAAGCAUGCAUCAAUGAGUUUUUCCUUUGCACACUAUCUGUUCGAUAAAAUGUCUAUGUGAAAACAUUCCCUGUUUAUAUUAGUUUUCAGUUCAGCAAAUUCGUGGGCAGCCUACUACAGGUAGGAACAUGGAAAAUAGCAAAAGAAAUACCUGGAAGAACGGAGAUGAUUCUCUAAUUUCAGGUUUUUGUCAGCUCUCAUAUUAGUUCUUAAACUUGAAUAUAUUCCCUUUGGUUAAUUCCCCUUUGAUUUUGCUUUGAUUAUAUAUCUGACUUUAGUAUUUUUAACUAUUUUACCACUCGAUUUUUUUUAAAAAAAAUUACGUGUAAAGAUAAUAAGUCUCCUAUUCUGACAAUCUUAAGGUAACUUAUAUUUGUGUGUCCCUUUACUUAGAGCUUAAAUUAGUUAGAUUGGAUUAAUAUACUGUGUACUUAGUUUGCAUCAUACGGAGUAUUCUUUUUGCAUUAUGCCUUUUUUAUUAGCUAGUUUUUGUUCUUUGUGUUUCAAUGUGGAUUAUUGUAUGUAAAGUAUUUGAUAAAAUGCUGAAAUGAACUUUGUACUGAUGCAUUGUAAUGUUGAUGCCAAAACACGAUUCAAAGGGUGGUUUGGGAGUUUACAGGGCGAGGUUACUCCGAUUUACACCGAUUUCAGCUCUCUCACUUAGGAAUCGGCCUGUGUUUGUUCUCUGCUUGUUGGUACGAUGGCCAGAAAGAAACAGGGGUCAGGGGAGUCCUCAGUGAUAAUUACCAGGUCGAGGUUUGCUUCCUUAGAAGACAUGGAUGUUGAUUUCCCGGUUUUGAACUCUGCAAAUAAACUGCCAGAGAAGAGAAAAAUGGAUGACCAACCUGCUAAGGGAGUUGCGAAGAUUCUGAAUUCUGAGGAAAGGACUAAGGGGGUUCAAAUUGAAACUGAAAUUGUGUUGGCUACAGCUGGGGUCUCUGCCAAUGUACCUGGAAUUGUAGGGCUGGGAAUCUUGGACAAACCUGGCAGCAGCUCAAUGAUUCCAGAACGGCUGGUUGCCAAGAAUCUGUUGGUGAUUGAGAUGCAAGACUCACGGGUGGAGCCAAAUUGGUAACAAAACCUUGGACUACACUAUUUUCGAUGGUGAUCGGAGAUGCUAGCAUGGAGGUCCUCCAGAAGAUGGAGUAGAGUAUCUCAGGGGUGUGAGGUGGGAAGCAGAACGUUUUGCCAAAAGUGAAGGUUUCCAAGAUUGAACGAAGUAAGAUAAAUAAAGAACUGAGUGUUUAUAUGCCUUGUAUUCCCGAUAUUGCAACUUGCCCAGAUCACUUACUACCCCUUAAGGAGUGCGAGGAUGAGUUAUUUACUGAUUUCUCACAGUUGAGAUUGGCUUUAUCACAAAAAGAAGGCUCUGGUGUUAGCCCUAUAUCUAAUUAUAACAUUUUUUUGCUUCAAUAACUUUCACGAUUGAACGAAAGGUACUCUAUAUGUUGGAAGAAGUUGGGCUUGCAUGAAGCGCAUUCUUGCAUGAAAUAAGUUUAUUUAACUAUCUUUGUGAAAAGAUAAGUGUUUGACUGGCUACAAUAUCUUUCGAUCAGCAUAUCAACCCUUUGUUUUUAACACUUUUUUAGUGUUUGUGAUUUGUUCUGUCGAGUUAUGUUUUAUUACUAUUGUCAUUUUUCAGAAGAGGUACUUAGAUUUUGAGUACAAUGUGAGACUUGCACCGAUGAUUACAGAAGAGGUACAUUGUCUGGUUUCACCCAAACAAACGGGCAAGCCUAAAGAAAAAGUCUUAUUCUCACGAACAAGUAUGAGUGUAUAACAAGGGAUUCAGUGCAGCUGCUAAGGUUUCCUAGUGGCGUUGGCAGUAUAAGAAUGAUGACUUCAUUCUGUGUAGAAGAAAAUGUGAUGUCUACGUAUAAGAAUAAUGUGAACGCCUUGUGAAGCAUGGUGUAAAAGUUGGACUAGUCAGCGUUUACUUCUUGUGUGUUAUUUAUUUUUUGGGGGAUGCCCCUAUGAAUUAUGUACUAUGUACACUCACAUUUAUGUGAGAAUUUGAGAUAUAAAUAAAAAACUUUGAUAUUAUGGUUUGUAGUA